Messenger RNA from Plasmodium cynomolgi strain B, 306 nucleotides. RefSeq lists its product as hypothetical. The coding region runs from base 1 to 306 and encodes 101 amino acids. Gene Ontology annotation, cellular component: histone acetyltransferase complex. NCBI's taxonomy places the organism in Eukaryota, Apicomplexa, Aconoidasida, Haemosporida, Plasmodiidae. The record is from RefSeq and is a predicted model, not a curated record. The transcript is spliced from 2 exons.
AUGAAGCAUAAAGUUAAACGUGAUAUAAUCAAAUGCAAAAAGAAAUUGGAGAACUCCAUCAAAGCUUUGGAAGAAAAAAUUUUAAGACUUGAAAUAGAAUAUCACCAAAAUUGUAAUGUUAAUGGAGGGAAUUUAAUGAAAGGCUGGGAUAACUACUUAAGGAAGGCGUCCCUGGAACCCCUAUGCUUUAAAACGUUUAGAGAUGACUACAUGAGAACACGGAAAAGGGGAAGUAUAACCAUUAAGGUUGAGGAGUAUAUGAAAUUUCGCUCACCUACACAAGAGCAGUGGUGUAAUGGAACAUAG